Molecule: messenger RNA, 306 nt
Organism: Colletotrichum tamarilloi
Lineage: Eukaryota; Fungi; Ascomycota; Sordariomycetes; Glomerellales; Glomerellaceae
Exons: 2
Coding region: 1-306 (101 amino acids)
Source: RefSeq, a predicted model, not a curated record
AUGGCCAAAACUUUAAGAGACUCUGUCAUGGAAUCGGCAGGCUGGAUGCAUGCCUGUGCUACCAAGAGAAAUGCCAGACCAUCGCCAACAGACGAGAGGCGCCCAUACUGUAUUGGUUUUUCCGGAUUGAAGUGCGAGUCGUCCAAGGUCUCGACUCUCUCCUCGAAUCGACGGAUGAAGUUCCGUCGCCCUCGCCUACCGCGUCUAAUCCCAAUCCCCCUGCUCGCCAGUGCCUCCCAUGUCACUGGCCCAUUACGCUACCGUGUCGAAAGACCCCUCCCGCCGCCCGCGACGGCAGCCUCAUGA